UUAGCAAAGUGGAGGAUCAGGUUUUCUUAACAAACAUUACAAGAAUGAAGUUCGCCAAGGCUAUCAUUGCUCUGGUUCUGGCCAUCAGUGCCAAUGCAUCUCCCGCUCCAUACGUCCAGGAUGUGGUGACCUACUCCAACCCAUGGCCGCUGAAGACCAGCACGGUCUGGCCAGCCUACGGUGGAUUGUACGGCGGUGGUAAGGUCGCCGUGGUUCCCAAUGUUGCAUACGCCAAGUAUGCCUACCCGAACGUUUAUGGAAGCUGGCCUGCCUAUGGAAAGAACUGGGGAUACUCCGCACCGGUUGUCACUGUUGGUGCCAAGGUUGUGGACAAUGGCCUGUGGAACUAUGGUGGCUACGGAUAUGGAUACGGACUGGGACACAACAAGUACUGGUAUUAAAUAGGGUAUAAAAUGGUUUCUGAAUAAAUAAACAAUAACGCUGUUUAA
Messenger RNA from Armigeres subalbatus, 449 nucleotides. Its product is annotated as glycine-rich protein-like. The transcript has 2 exons. NCBI's taxonomy places the organism in Eukaryota, Metazoa, Arthropoda, Insecta, Diptera, Culicidae. Bases 45 to 401 code for a protein of 118 amino acids. The record is from RefSeq and is a predicted model, not a curated record.